GGCGAAAGUCCUUCCACCAAUCGUCGCCCUUUCAUUGUUUUGUCUCAAACAGGCUAAUGUGUUAGCAACCAAGAACACAGCAGUCGUCUACUUCUUCAUCACAUCCAACCCUUGAACAACAUAAAUUAUUAAAUUACAUUUAAUUGAACAAAGAACCGACGAUGAGUAAGAGGAAAGCACCCCAGGAAUCGCCCAAUGAAGGAAUAACAGACUUUCUUGUCGAACUGGCAAAUUAUGAGAAAAAUGUAAACAGAGCGAUACACAAGUAUAAUGCCUACCGUAAGGCAGCAUCGACUAUUUCGAAGUACCCAGAGAAGAUCAAAAGUGGUACAGAAGCGAAGAAAUUGGAAGGUGUGGGACAAAAAAUUGCGGAAAAGAUCGAUGAGUUUCUGCAAACGGGCACAUUAAGGAAAUUGGACAAGAUACGGAAUGACGACACGAGCUCAUCCAUCAAUUUCCUCACAAGAGUUACUGGAAUUGGGCCUGCUGCUGCCAGGAAGUUCUUUGAGGACGGAGUGAAGACACUUGAAGAUUUGAAAAAUAUUGAAAGCAAAUUGAACCAUCACCAGCAGAUCGGCCUCAAGUACUUUGAGGAGUUUGAAAAGAGGAUUCCACGGGAAGAGAUGGAGAAAAUGGAAACUUUGAUUCAAGCCGAACUGAAGACUGUAGGCACAGAAUACAUUGGAACCAUCUGUGGAAGCUACCGAAGAGGUGCACCCUCAAGUGGUGAUAUUGAUAUCCUGCUGACCCAUCCAAACUACACCGCUGAGUCUGAGAAGCAGCCAAAGCUCCUGCAUGCAGUUGUGGAACAUUUUGAGUCCAUUGGAUUCAUAACGGACACCCUUUCCAAAGGAGACACCAAAUACAUGGGUGUCUGCCAGUUGCAGAAGAGUGCUGGUGAGGAGGAGGAGGAGGAGGAGGAAGCGUUCCUCCACAGACGAAUUGACAUUAGGUUAAUUCCUAAGGAUCAGUACUAUUGCGGUGUUCUCUAUUUCACUGGGAGCGACAUCUUCAACAAGACCAUGAGAACUCAUGCAUUGGAGAAGGGCUUCACUCUCAAUGAGUACACUAUCAGACCACUCGGUGUCACUGGAAUGGCGGGUGAGCCUCUGAUGGUGGAUAGUGAGAGGGAUAUCUUUGAGUACAUCCAGUACAAAUACAGAGAGCCAAAGGAGCGCAGCCAGUGAAGCGAAAGCCAAUGCAUAUAUUUGUAUUACAACCAUUUACCUUCCACAAAGGUGCUAAGCGAGUUUGAUAAAUUUUCUUUAUAUAGAUGGGAAAGUGGGUUUUAAUUGUCUUUUGAGUUUCCUUUUGCAUGUUUUGUGGAUGUGGAUACGAGUGGAUUUUUUUUAAAUCAGGAAACUAUUGAAAUUGGAAGGUAACUGUUUACUAGGCUCACAAUCAUGAAUAGAAUCUCUUAUUUAGUAUUUAUAAAGAAAUCUCUUUUGGAGGGGUUAACUACAUGGUUGUUACAUAGACUAAGAACCCUGAAUAUGUAUGUGGUUUGAAAAUCAUGUCUACUUUUGUUCCCUACUUUGUUUCUAUAUCUUGUGCCCCUAGUACAUUAUGGACUCAUCAAACUGCAAUUGUUUUUUGUCUAAUUUUCCUUCAACCUGGGGUACUGGCCAAUUUGCCAGUAACCCAAUUUGUUUAAUCUAGUUGUGUGAACAGGUUAAGAAGAUUCCAUUAACAAUACCAUUGCAUUGUAAAAAAGUCCAUGCUUGUUUUAUUGCAGUGGAUACGCUCAACUAUUUGAAGAACGUAAACCGUUUGACACA
Gadus morhua (Atlantic cod) is the source of this 1778-nucleotide messenger RNA. RefSeq names its product polymerase (DNA directed), beta (gene polb). Gene Ontology annotation, cellular component: nucleus. Bases 162 to 1187 code for a protein of 341 amino acids. The transcript is spliced from 14 exons. Gene Ontology annotation, biological process: double-strand break repair via nonhomologous end joining; base-excision repair. NCBI's taxonomy places the organism in Eukaryota, Metazoa, Chordata, Actinopteri, Gadiformes, Gadidae. Gene Ontology annotation, molecular function: DNA-directed DNA polymerase activity; DNA binding. The record is from RefSeq and is a predicted model, not a curated record.